Messenger RNA from Tigriopus californicus, 1563 nucleotides. Its product is annotated as gastrula zinc finger protein XlCGF8.2DB-like. The record is from RefSeq and is a predicted model, not a curated record. Gene Ontology annotation, biological process: negative regulation of transcription by RNA polymerase II; regulation of cytokine production; regulation of immune system process. The transcript has a single exon. NCBI's taxonomy places the organism in Eukaryota, Metazoa, Arthropoda, Copepoda, Harpacticoida, Harpacticidae. Bases 384 to 1526 code for a protein of 380 amino acids.
CUGCUUCUCUCUGUCUCUGUCUCUCUUUUUUUCUGUCUCUCUCUCUCCUGCUCUUGUGAGUUUGUAUGGAGGACGUGCAUGCAUCUUUGCAUCCCUGCAUCCCUGCAUCCCCGCAUCCGUGGGUGCCUGAGUGCGUGAAUGUGUGAGUGAGUGUGUUGGGAAACCGCCUAGGAUCCGCCCACCUUGUCCAUUGUGUUGAUAAGGGCUUGAACUGAUCAACCCGCCCACCAUCCAGCCUCCUAACGACCUAGUGACCUAAGGAGGGCCGGUGUAGGGGAUCCUCCCAGGAUUUGGAAUUGAGAGUCCCGACCGAGUUGAGAUUGGGGGCAACAAUCGUAGGGCGUGCCACUAGCGUGUAGUUACUUCCAGCCUUCAUCGGCAGUAUGCAUCCCAUGCUACCGGGUGGGGCGGGCGGCGGAGGCGGGAUGAUGGUGUGCGGUUCUUCCUCGUCCUCGGACCUGCCCACCUUUGUGUACAACGAAUGUCGUUGCGAUCAGUGCGACUUCCGGGCGUUUCGGCAGAUUGACGUGGAGCUCCACAAACGGUCAGUACAUUAUGGCCAAAGGCUACUUCACGACGAAUUAUGCGAUUUCCGGAAGUGCGGCCGAACCACGCCCCAUCCUCGCAUCAUGUGUCAAACCCCUCCUCCCCUGCCACCGUUGUCCGCUAAUACGGGCAAGAAAACUUUUGCCUGUGACCAAUGCCCUGCCACGUUUUCUCAAAAGGCUCAUGUGGACACGCACAUGAAGACGGUUCAUUCGGCUGACCGACCUUUCAAGUGCCAUGUGUGCCGUUACCAAGGUACAAGCAAAGCUAUGUUGGAUAAGCACCAUAAACUCCGCCAUCUUAAAGAACGCCCUUAUGAAUGUCCAAUUUGUUUGAAGCGUUUUGGUCAGAAAGUUCACCGAGAUAUUCAUGUCAAAGCCAUUCACGAGCGCAACAAACCCUUUGGAUGCGAAGAAUGUGGCUAUCGUGCUUCCACCAAGGGCCUCAUGGACAAACACAUUCGCUUAGUUCAUCGGAAGGAAAAGCCUUUCCCUUGUAAUCACUGCACCAGUCGAUUUGGUCAAAAAUCUCACUUACAAAAGCACGUUCAGACGGUGCACACCAAGGAAAAGGCGUAUCCUUGCGACCAAUGCAGUCAUAUGUCGACCAAUCGGUCGAACUUAGAUAAACACGUGAGGCUUGUCCAUGAAAAGAUCAAACCUUUUGAGUGUCAAGUGUGCUCCAGUAAAUUCGCCCAGAAAGCUCAUUUAAUUAAUCAUGUGAAGAAGAGCCAUCGAAUUGAGACCCCGUUCAAGUGCGUUCAAUGCUCGCAAGCUUUCAGUUCUUGGCAAGAGUUGAAAACGCACUCCGCCGUUCAUCAAAAUACCCCCUAUUAUUCAUCUCAGCACUCUCGACCUCACCAGCCUCAACCUACUCACCAACAAACCCCAGUGUAUUCAAUUCAAAUGAUGGAGGGCAAAGGCUUCAAUCUCAAAGUCCCGAUGAUGAACCAAUCAAUGAGUUCAGCAUUUUUAAUCUAGUCCCGUGACAAGUAAAUACAGGAUGACAAUUGAAUAA